AUGAUACCAUCACAGAAUCAUACAUGUGAUAGUGGUACUCGUAUAUUACGUUGGUCACAAUUUUGUGAUGGAAAUAUUGAUUGUCAAGAUCGUUCCGAUGAAGAAGGACGUUUUUGUAAACAUUGUAUCAACAAUCUCUAUUCAUGUCCACCAGAUGAUGAUAUACGCUGUGAUUUAGCUUGUAAUGCGCUUCAAUAUGUACCUUGUCAAACUAUACAAGAUCGUCGUGCAUGUAAUAGUAUUCGACAAAAUUAUGGAAAUUAUUCACCUUAUCAUUUGCUCACAGAUAUUAAUUUUUAUAUUGCUGUUGCAAUCGCUACUAUUGUAAUUCUUCUUGUUACCACCGGUAUUGUUAUACUGAUUAAAUAUCUUAUACGUAUACAACAACGACGAACAAUUCGAUCUUCACCUAAAAUAUUAUAUCAUCCGAAUGCUCCGCCGCCGCCACCACCACCCUAUUUAUCAACUCCACAUCAAUCACCUGAAAGAGAUACGUUAUCUAGUCAUAUUUAUGAACAAUGCUAUGAACCACCUCCAUAUAAAGAUGCACAUAAAUAUCCAAUGACAAGAACAUACUAUGAGCAUGUAUUAUGA
This is a messenger RNA of Adineta steineri, 594 nucleotides long. The record is from the annotation of a GenBank genome assembly. NCBI's taxonomy places the organism in Eukaryota, Metazoa, Rotifera, Eurotatoria, Adinetida, Adinetidae.